Messenger RNA from Zygotorulaspora mrakii, 1923 nucleotides. Its product is annotated as lysophospholipase family protein. The record is from RefSeq and is a predicted model, not a curated record. The coding region runs from base 1 to 1923 and encodes 640 amino acids. Gene Ontology annotation, molecular function: A2-type glycerophospholipase activity. Lineage: Eukaryota; Fungi; Ascomycota; Saccharomycetes; Saccharomycetales; Saccharomycetaceae. Gene Ontology annotation, biological process: glycerophospholipid catabolic process. Gene Ontology annotation, cellular component: extracellular region; cytosol; intracellular membrane-bounded organelle. The transcript has a single exon.
AUGAACCAGCUUAGUCUUACGUUCAUUGUACUUUUACAGAUUUUAGUGAAGUCCAGUAUAGCGUGGUCUCCAACCAACGGCUACGUCCCUGGUAACGUUACUUGCGAUGACGAUAUUAAUCUAAUAAGAGAGGCCAACGAAUUAUCUCCAAACGAAACAGAUUGGCUUCGGAGGAGAAGCUCUUACACAAAUGAAGCUUUGCAAAACUUUCUAACGCGAGCAACAAGGAAUUUUUCGGAUGAUUCAAUUGUCUCGCAACUCUUUAGGAACAACUCUAAUGUUCCUAAAAUUGGUAUCGCAUGCUCCGGCGGUGGCUAUCGUGCCAUGUUAAGUGGUGCAGGUAUGAUAGCAGCGAUGGACAACAGAACUGAUGGCGCUCUGGACCACGGUUUGGGUGGUCUUCUGCAAAGUGCUACUUAUCUGGCUGGGUUGUCCGGUGGAAAUUGGCUCACGACAACUUUGGCAUGGAAUAAUUGGACAUCUGUGCAAACAAUUCUAAAUAACAUGACGGAAGAUGAUUCCAUCUGGGAUAUAUCCAAUUCCAUCAUCAACCCGGGUGGUAUCAAUAUUGUUAGCUCGGGACAAAGAUGGAAUCAUAUUUCCGACGCGGUUCAAGCAAAACAAGAUGCCGGAUUCAAUAUUUCCCUAACGGAUGUUUGGGGCCGUGCCUUAUCGUAUAACUUCUUCCCUACCCUUUACCGUGGUGGUGUUGGUUAUACUUGGUCAACGCUAAGAGAAGCAGAUGAGUUCCGAAAUGCCGAAAUGCCUUUUCCAAUUUCCGUAGCCGAUGGUAGAUAUCCUGGUUCAACUAUUAUUGACUUAAAUGCUACUGUUUUUGAAUUCAAUCCCUUUGAAAUGGGUUCAUGGGAUCCAACUAUAAAUUCUUUCACUGAUGUUAGAUAUCUAGGCACUAACGUAUCAAAUGGUACUCCUACAAACCAGGGGCAAUGUAUUGCUGGUUUCGACAAUGUCGGUUUCAUUGCAGGUACUUCUUCUUCACUGUUCAAUCAGUUUAUCCUACAGAUUAAUGGAACAGCUCUUCCAAGCUUUCUGAGAAAUAUAGCCAACAGAUUCUUGCAAAACCUAGCCAGUGAGGAUGAUGAUAUUGCUAUAUAUGCACCAAAUCCAUUUAAAGACUCUGAAUUUGUGGAAUCAAAUUUUUCAAGGUCUAUCGUUGAAUCCGAUUACCUCUAUUUGGUUGAUGGUGGUGAAGAUGACCAGAAUGUUCCCUUAUUACCAUUAAUUCAACAACAACGUGAUUUGGACGUAGUGUUCGCUCUAGACAACUCUGCUGAUACUAGUCAAAGCUGGCCUGAUGGGUCCUCUUUGGUUCACACUUAUCAACGUCAGUUUGGCGCUCAGGGUAAAGAUAUGGCUUUCCCAUAUGUGCCAGAUGAAAACACGUUUAUUAAUCUAGGUCUCAACCAGCGCCCUGCAUUUUUUGGAUGCGAUGCCAGAAAUCUAUCUGAUCUAAAUUAUGUCCCACCUUUGAUAGUUUACAUUCCAAAUUCUCGUCACAGUUUCAAUGGUAACCAAAGCACAUUUAAAUUAUCCUAUGAUACGGAUGAGCGUUUCGGGAUGAUCCAAAAUGGAUUUGAAGCUGCUACGAUGGGAAACUUGACGCAGGAUUCAAACUUCUUGGGAUGCGUUGCGUGUGCCGUUUUAAGGCGUAAACAACAGAGUUUAAAUGCCACUCUCCCAAGCGAAUGUAACGAUUGUUUCAGAACUUAUUGUUGGAAUGGUACCGUUGACAGUUCAACCCCAGACGACCAAAAUUCUGGUGAUACCUCUUCACGUUCUCAAUCAGCUUCAUCGACAUCAGCGGGUUCAAGUUCGAAGCAUAAUGGUGGAGAACUCUCUGUCCAACCACGUACGUUCCUGUCCAUAUUAACACUACUUACUACCAUAGCAGGGUUGAUGUAG